This is a messenger RNA of Chenopodium quinoa (quinoa), 1218 nucleotides long. RefSeq names its product probable xyloglucan endotransglucosylase/hydrolase protein B. Gene Ontology annotation, biological process: xyloglucan metabolic process; cell wall biogenesis. Gene Ontology annotation, cellular component: apoplast; cell wall. Gene Ontology annotation, molecular function: hydrolase activity, hydrolyzing O-glycosyl compounds; xyloglucan:xyloglucosyl transferase activity. The record is from RefSeq and is a predicted model, not a curated record. Lineage: Eukaryota; Viridiplantae; Streptophyta; Magnoliopsida; Caryophyllales; Amaranthaceae.
UGUUAAGGUGCACAAAGCACAAGGUACUGGCUACACUGUUGAAGCCUUGAAAAAAUGAUGCUUGACCUCUCUAUAAAUAUUAAAUAGGGAAUAUCAUAGGCUCAUUCAUUCUGUUUCGCAGUAUAACUCAUAUCCUUGUCUGUCUCUUCUUUAUUUGUUUACGUGUUUCAACUUUUUUUCUUUCUUUCUUUCAAACAACAACCAACGUGUUUCUUGAGGAAGAAGAAGAAGAUGGGAUUUAUUGACAAGGAGAAGAUAGUAGUUGUACUUGUAAUGUUGCUGUUUUUGACGAUUAAUGGAGCACUGGGUGCAGCUCCAAGAAAGGCCAUUGAUGUGCCAUUCGGAAGAAACUAUGUACCAACUUGGGCUUUUGACCACAUUUACUUUAAUGGAGGCAAUCAGAUUCAGCUUCUACUUGAUAAUUAUACUGGUACUGGAUUCCAAUCCAAAGGAUCAUACUUGUUCGGACACUUCAGCAUGCAUAUCAAACUGGUUGGAGGAGAUUCUGCUGGAACCGUCACUGCCUUUUAUUUGUCAUCACAAAAUUCAGAGCACGACGAGGUAGACUUUGAGUUCCUGGGAAACCGGACCGGGCAACCGUAUAUUCUACAGACUAAUGUAUUCACCGGAGGAAAGGGAGACAGAGAGCAAAGAAUUUAUCUGUGGUUUGAUCCAACCAAAGACUUCCAUAGAUACUCCAUUCUGUGGAAUCUUUAUCAGAUAGUGUUCUUUGUGGAUGACACGCCAAUUAGAGUGUUCAAAAAUUGCAAAGAUUUGGGAGUGAAAUUCCCGUUCAACCAACCAAUGGAAAUGUACUCGAGCUUGUGGAAUGCAGAUGAUUGGGCUACAAGGGGGGGAUUAGAGAAAACAGAUUGGUCAAAGGCUCCAUUUGUGGCAGCUUACAAAGGAUUCCAUAUUGACGGUUGCGAGGCCUCCGUUGAGGCCAACUUUUGUGCAACUCAAGGAAAGAGAUGGUGGGAUCAAAAGGAAUUCAGAGACCUUGAUUCUUUUCAAUUUAGGAGAUUGAGGUGGGUUCGCUCCAAAUUUACUAUCUACAAUUACUGUAAGGAUAGAGUUAGAUAUCCAACCAUUCCUCCUGAAUGUUCCAGAGACAGAGACUUGUAUUGAUCUCAUUCAUCUAUGUUAAAUUCUACUACCAAUAUUGUUUUGGGUGUUUCCUUUAUUGUGUGUAAUAUCAUUGAUCCUUCUGGUUUUGAA